Neltuma alba is the source of this 2322-nucleotide messenger RNA. Its product is annotated as CDK5RAP1-like protein. The record is from RefSeq and is a predicted model, not a curated record. Lineage: Eukaryota; Viridiplantae; Streptophyta; Magnoliopsida; Fabales; Fabaceae. The transcript is spliced from 3 exons. Gene Ontology annotation, cellular component: cytosol; mitochondrion. Gene Ontology annotation, biological process: tRNA modification; negative regulation of cyclin-dependent protein serine/threonine kinase activity. Gene Ontology annotation, molecular function: 4 iron, 4 sulfur cluster binding; tRNA-2-methylthio-N(6)-dimethylallyladenosine(37) synthase activity. Bases 27 to 1970 code for a protein of 647 amino acids.
GCUCCAGGUGGACCUUUGGAAUCCGCAUGCACCCUAUCCAACUGCGAUGCCCGAUGAAGAUGGCGGUGGCGCGUCAGUCUGCCUCCCUCUUUCCCAGUUCAAUGGCAUCGUCUCUGUCGUUGCUUCCCUCCAUCAUCAACCAACCUCAUGGUGUUCUCCGACUAAAGAUUCAUACCAGACGUUGCUUCAGUCUCAGAAUCUUAUGCCAGAAACCCCAAGCCUCUUCUUUUUCACGCACAUGUCGCAAUCAAGCGUCUUGCUCGCUGCCAUGCCCUGUGGUGGAAAGGGACUCUACCUUCAAGCUCACCAGAAACUUCUCUCACUCGAACGCUCCUCUUGCUGACAAGGCAGAGGGUCCGAAUCUCCGUCACUUCAUCGCAAAAGCUGCUCUUACUGCCUCUGAAGCUCAGCCCAAUCUUGUAGAAGAUACUGAAGCUCCUUCAAAAGGCCGUAUUUAUCACGAGACUUAUGGUUGUCAAAUGAACGUUAAUGACAUGGAGAUUGUUCUGUCUAUUAUGAACAAUGCUGGAUAUCGUGAAGUUGUGGGUGUUCCAGAGAAUGCAGAGAUAAUAUUCAUCAAUACUUGUGCCAUUAGGGACAAUGCAGAACAAAAGGUAUGGCAAAGGCUUAAUUACUUUUGGUUUCUUAAGCGGCACUGGAAGAGCAAUGUUGCUAUUGGGAGAUCACAGUCCCUGCACCCGCCAAAGGUAGUUGUAUUGGGAUGUAUGGCUGAGAGGUUAAAGGAAAAGAUUCUUGAUGCGGACAAAAUGGUUGAUGUGGUCUGUGGACCAGAUGCUUAUAGAGAUUUGCCACGAUUGCUGGAAGAGGUAGACUAUGGCCAGAAAGGGAUCAAUACUCUUCUUUCACUAGAAGAGACUUAUGCUGAUAUCAAUCCAGUUCGAAUAUCUAAGAAUUCAGUUACUGCUUUUGUCUCAGUGAUGAGGGGUUGCAACAACAUGUGCUCAUUUUGUAUUGUACCCUUCACCAGAGGUAGAGAGCGAUCACGUCCUGUGGAAUCUAUAGUGAGGGAGGUGGCAGAGCUUUGGAAAGAGGGCGUGAAGGAAGUAACACUUCUAGGCCAAAAUGUGAACAGCUACAAUGAUGCAUCUGGGAACGAAGAACUUGAAUCGGGGUCUGAUUGGAAAUUUAGUGAUGGCUUUUCCAGCAUGUGUAAAGUCAAAAAGAUGGGCUUAAGGUUUUCUGAUCUAUUAGACCGACUUUCCACAGAAUUUCCUGAGAUGCGAUUCAGAUUCACAUCCCCACAUCCUAAAGAUUUUCCAGAUGAAUUGCUCUAUCUCAUGCGAGAAAGACAUAAUAUAUGCAAAUUAAUACAUUUACCUGCUCAAACAGGAAAUAGCAGAGUGCUUGAGAGAAUGAGACGAGGAUAUACUCGUGAGGCUUACUUGGAUCUUGUGCAAAAGAUACGUAGUAUAAUUCCAGAUGUUGGCUUGAGUAGUGAUUUCAUUUGCGGUUUUUGCGGAGAAACAGAGGAAGAACAUUUGGACACUUUGUCUCUCAUCAAGGCAGUUGGCUAUGAUAUGGCAUUCAUGUUUGCAUAUAGCAUGAGGGAGAAAACCCAUGCCCACAGAAAUUAUGUUGAUGAUGUUCCUGAGCAAAUCAAGCAAAGGAGGCUGGCUGAACUUAUCGAGGCAUUCCGUGAGAGCACUGGUCAGUGUUUUGAUUCACAGAUUGGAACUAUACAGCUCGUAUUAGUUGAGGGACCCAACAAGAGAGCUCCAGAUACUGAGCUUAUGGGCAAGAGUGACAGGGGACAUCGGGUUUUGUUUGUCAAUGAGCCAAUCUCAGACAGGGAAGAUGCUAAUACAAAGCGGAAUCCCAUUAUCGGUGACUUUGUUGAAGUCCGUAUAUCAAGAUCUACAAAAGCAUCACUCUUUGGUGAAGCACUUGCUAUAACAAAAUUGAGUUCAUUUUACAAUAAGAGUGAGUUAGAUGUUGCCUGCGGCAUGUAGAACCUUGCAAUAUAGAAGGAAAUCAACAUAAAUUGCUCUUUUGUACAAUUCGGUGAUGAGGCAUACAUCGGCCCCCUCUCGGCUGAAUUAAUUCUCUGUCUCCUCCUCCCGUGGACGAAAGGUGCGUUUGACUAUACAAAACCAAUCGCUGAGAGUGCUGCAGACAACCCAAGACUUGAAAUUACUUAGAUUGGCCGUCUUUUUGUGGCAGUGUUGGGAGAUUCGUGCACGGAAGAAAGAGGGUUGUUUCUCCCAGCAUGGGCUAAAUUUUUGAUAGGAAUCGUUGGGUAUUUUGAUUCUUGCAUCAUCAUUUAUCAAAUCAUGGUUUCAAUGAAAUUAUCGUUUUUAUUGC